Molecule: messenger RNA, 3993 nt
Organism: Gossypium arboreum
Lineage: Eukaryota; Viridiplantae; Streptophyta; Magnoliopsida; Malvales; Malvaceae
Product: pre-mRNA-processing factor 39-1-like
Exons: 17
Coding region: 1200-3644 (814 amino acids)
Biological process (GO): mRNA 5'-splice site recognition; RNA processing
Cellular component (GO): commitment complex; U2-type prespliceosome; U1 snRNP
Molecular function (GO): protein binding
Source: RefSeq, a predicted model, not a curated record
CCUAACAAACCUUAAAAAUCAGCAGCCAGUCUUCAUUCAUUUGACGAAUCCCUUUCUUUUUUCGCACUUUCUGCAUUUCAUUUCCAAAGAGAUUCAUUUAACAAACUAAGAAAACAAUGACUCAGAUAUCCCUUUAGAGAGCGAAUUUAUUCGCUAAAUAGUUACUCUGGUGUGUGAGCAAAUUGAGCUAGAUAUCAUCACUGUCAAAACAUUUCUCUUUCCCAAUCUUCAAAAGACUCAAUAUGGGUAUUCUUGUUUUACCAUUUUCUUGUCAUAUUGUCGAUGGUUCCUCAUCCCCAACUUGAAUUCGUCGAUUAUGUUCUCCUUCCAUCACAUUUAUCUUCCUCGACAGCCUGUGUAACAGAUCUGGGGAAGCCGUUUCUUAGAUAAGUAUCUUCUUCCAUAUUGAUUCCUUCCUAUGCUAAUAGAUGUGCCACUUUGUUCAUUUGUCUCCUUGCGUGUCUAAAUUUACAGGAAAUGAAGUAAUUUUUUAAUCUUUUAGCAUCAAUAAUGUAAGCCCUAAUUUCUAAUCUGUCUUCUUCUUCAGUUUUAAUCUUCUUUAUGACGGACAAAGCAUCGCCUUUAAUGUCACUUCUUAAGAAGCCUAAUUCAACCUCGAACUGUAUCGCUUGAACACAACGUCAAGGUUGAUUUUAACAUAAUUCUCCUCAAGGGGUCGCCAGUUUUCCUUUAUCAGUUUGUUAACAGUUUCUUCACUUUGCGAGCAUCUUGGACAGAUUAUGGAGCUUACCAGCUUUCGUCGAAAAAGAUUAGUUUGAGUAGGAAGGAAAAUAUUUAGAUUUUUUCAUACUAAUAUUUUAAUUUUCGAUGAUAAAUCCACAAGCCAAAGUUUCUUGUACAUAGAUUUGUAUUGGCUUUGCAAGGUUUGUAAAUUAAUGUCCUAAUCAUUUUGUAAUAAUAAUUUGUAACAUCAGCAUAUUGUGUAAGUCCCCGAAGCUUCUGCACUCCAUACAAUGUUAUCCGCUUCUUUUCAGUUGAGAGAGGAAUACACAAAAUCUUCUCAGCCUCAUCAUGGUGAAAACAUCUGGGACCCACGCUCCAUUCCAAAUUGAAAUUUGCUCACCAGACCUAACUCUCCAACAUAUCCCUUUUUCAAGAAGGUCUUUUACCGCCCAUAGACUUCUCCAGGUAAAAGAAGUUUGAGUGUGCAUACUCCAGGUUUAAUUUCCCGACCUCGAAUGGGAGAUAGUGAAGCAGUAGUUGCCGACUCAUCAGCAAUGAUGGAUUAUACUUCAGCAGCCUAUAAUUCUGCUGGUUCUGGCGCUUACUCCUCCCAGGCUACUGGAUAUCCUACUGCUUCUGGUGGUCAUCCAAAUUCUGCUGGUCAAGAAGGUCAAAGCAGUGAAAUGUAUGACGGUAAGCCAGCUGGUGGAUCAACAGAUGAGACUGCUGUUGCAGUUGGAAAUAGUGCAGCAGAUGCAUCAAAAGCUGCUGGUUGUAAUUAUCCUCUAAAUGGAAAUGUUGUUAAUGCAGCAGGAAAUGCAACCACAGUUGAGAAUGGAAAUGCUUUUGAUAAUUUAGGUGGUGCUUCUGCCGCACCAGAGUUUGUGGAUGGUUCUGCACCAACCAUGUCUGCUGAAGAAGAACGUUUAUGGAGUAUUUUGAGAGCCAAUUCAUUGGAUUUUAAUGCUUGGACUGCAUUGAUAGAGGAAACAGAGAAGGUUGCAGAGAACAAUAUACUGAAAAUUCGGAAGGUUUAUGAUGCUUUCUUGGCUGAGUUUCCUUUGUGUUAUGGUUAUUGGAAAAAGUAUGCGGAUCAUGAAGCACGCAUAGGCUCCAUGGACAAAGUUGUGGAGGUCUAUGAAAGAGCAGUUCAGGGUGUGACAUAUUCUGUGGAUAUCUGGGUGCUAUAUUGUGCUUUUGCCAUUGAAACAUAUGGAGAUCCAGAGACCAUCCGAAGGCUUUUUGAACGAGGAUUAGCAUAUGUUGGAACUGAUUAUCUAUCUUUCCCUCUUUGGGAUAAGUACAUUGAAUAUGAAUACAUGCACCAGGAGUGGAGUCGCCUUGCUGCUAUUUAUACUAGAAUAUUUGAGAACCCUAAUCAACAGCUAGAUAGGUAUUUCAACAGUUUCAAAGAGUUGGCUGGAAGUCGACCUUUGUCAGAAUUAAGAACUGCUGAGGAAGCUGCUGCCAAUGUAUCAGGUCCAGUUUCAGAGGCUGAUGGCCAAGUCAAUGAAAGAGAGGUUCAUCCUGAUGCUGCAGAACAAAUGCAGAAGCCUCUAACAGCUGGCUCAACAGAUGCAGAAGAGUUGGAGAAGUAUGUUGCCAUUAGAGAAGAGCUAUAUAAAAAGGCCAAAGAGCUCGAUUCUAAGAUCAUUGGUUUUGAAACAGCUAUCAGAAGGCCUUACUUUCAUGUGCGGCCCCUCAAUGUUGCUGAGCUUGAAAACUGGCAGAACUACCUGGACUUUAUAGAAAGAGAGGGUGACUUCAAUAAGGUGGUCAAAUUAUAUGAAAGGUGCCUUAUAGCAUGUGCCAAUUAUCCUGAGUACUGGAUACGAUAUGUUUUAUGUAUGGAAGCCAGUGGAAGCAUGGAUCUUGCUAAUAAUGCACUUGUGCGUGCUACGCAAGUCUUCGUCAAGAGGCAACCAGAGAUCCAUCUUUUUGCGGCUCGAUUCAAGGAGCAGAAUGGGGACAUAGAAGGUGCUCAAGCUGCGUUUCACCUUGUUCACAGUGAAAUAUCACCAGGUCUUCUUGAAGCAAUUAUCAAGCAUGCAAAUAUGGAAUGCCGUCUGGGGAAACUGGAAGAUGCCUUCUCUUUAUAUGAACAAGCUAUUGCCAUUGAAAAAGGAAAAGAGCAUUCUCAAACAUUACCAAUGCUGUAUGCACAAUAUUCUAGAUUUUCUUACUUGGUUUCUGGAAAUGCAAAGAAGGCCAGGGAAAUUUUAACUGGAGCACUUGACCAUGUCCACCUGUCUAAACCAUUCCUUGAGGCCUUAAUACAUUUUGAAACAAUUUUACCACCACCAAGGCAGAUUGAUUAUUUACAGUCAUUGGUUGACAAGUUUAUAUCCCCAAACUCAGAUGGCAGUGCUGCAGACAAGGAAGACCUAUCUAGCAUAUUUUUGGAGUUCUUGAGUCUCUUUGACGAUGUACAGUCCAUUAAAGAGGCAGAAGAUCGGCAUGCUAAGCUAUUUUUACCUCAUAGGCCCAUGUUGGAAUUAAGAAAACGUCAUGCUGAAGAAUUUUUAUCUUCAGAUAAGACAAAGCUUGUGAAAUCUUACUCUGGUGCCCCUUCACCUGGCCAGUCUUUGAUGGGUGCCUAUCCAAAUGCACAAAACCAGUGGCCAGCUGGUUAUGGGGCACAGCCUCAAACUUGGCCCCCUACUACACAGGCACAGGCACAGGCACAGGCACAACCAUGGACUUCUGGCUACAGCCAACAGGCUGCAUAUGGUGCAUAUAGCAGUUAUGGUAGCAAUUAUGCAGCUCCACAAGUGCCCACAUCAGUUCCACAAAUUGCCAGUUAUGGUGCUUACCCGGCUACAACAUAUCCAAUGCAGAGCUUUCCUCAGCAAAGUUAUGCUCAACCAGCUGCUGCCACGACUUUAACCCCAGCGCAGCAACCUCCUCCUGCUGCUGCUGCUGCAGCUCCUCAGGCUUAUUAUGGUGGACCUUACUAUUGAGUAUCCAGUUUCUUUGGUGUCCCUAAUUUUUCCUUAUUUGGGUCUUAUGCUUAUCGCGGACUGUUUCUAACAUGGAACAGCUAAUCAGUUAAGCGGAGGUGGACAUUUUUGGGUCUUCGAGCGGGGGUUAGAUUUUGAGAAUACUAAUAUGUUUUAGUUGACAGUAGUAUUGUGGUGUCCUUUUUUUCACUUCCAAUUUUAGAUUUUUUUUGUGUGAAGUUUGUACAAAUGUUAGUAAAAUUAUGAUGUGAUCUGUAGUUGGGUUUCUUAUUUAAGUGACCAAAUUGGAAAAAGUAAACACGAAGAAGGAACUUUUAAUUUCCAGAAUAGGUGCAAAUUUUGGUUAGAA